This is a messenger RNA of Capsaspora owczarzaki ATCC 30864, 751 nucleotides long. RefSeq lists its product as hypothetical. The transcript is spliced from 2 exons. The record is from RefSeq and is a predicted model, not a curated record. NCBI's taxonomy places the organism in Eukaryota, Filasterea, Ministeriida, Capsasporidae. Bases 26 to 475 code for a protein of 149 amino acids.
CUUUAACCUUCCUUCAUACUGAUACAUGUCCAGCACAGAGCCAGCAGCGACCGAGUCCGAGCCCAGCGCUCAACAGCAAGAGCAGCAGCAGCAGCAGCAGCAGCAGCAGGCUGUGAUUAUCACUGUGCGCUGCAUCCGCUCGUUCGAGCACCGCGCACUCAAGUCGCUCGUGCUGCACGGCGUCGACCUCGCGCACACGUCCGGCGGCGACCUCAUGGCCCUCGUCAAGCAGCGGAUUCAGACAGCGCCCGGGUUUGCCCCGUUUCGAGCGAUUGCGUACGAUACAAUCAAGAUUCACAGCCAAGCGUUUGGCGCAAAGACCAACAACCCGAUUAUCAAUCUAGACCACGACGACUGGGUGCUGGAUCCCGCACGCACGCUGCACGAGCAAGGUGUCAAGCACGAGACAGAGCUCUCAAUGUACCGGCUUGAGGACUACAACACGUACAAGGCCCAUCCGUCCACCGUUUGGUAGUGGCGCGGAUAGCGUCAAUGUGCAACUACUGGCAUUGUGCUCAAUCAGCUGCGUUGUGUUUGGGGGGCAACCGGCGAGCGGCUUUACGAGGGGGGUUGGUUUCUGAAUCCAAAGUCGGACUGGCACUCUUCGCUGCUUUGGCUUUUCUCUACCGUUGCUCUCGGCGCUGUGAAUUAAUUCGUUGACGAUGCCUUUUCCUUUGCUUUAUCACCGCCUUGUGAGCUGUUUGUCUUUGUCUGUUUUCGUGUGAUGCAAUACAGGAGCAUGUUUCAGCAA